CCCGCCAUUUUCUCUCCCGAAACAGACGCGGUUCCAAGAGAAGCAAACAGCAAGCGUGCGGGAGCGAUCGAUCUUUCGACGACGUCGAGUCCAUGGCUAGGGCGACGGUGAUGGUGCUCGCGGCGGCGCUCUUCGUGCUCCUCCUCGCGUCGGCGGCCUCCGUGGCCGGUGCCGGCCGGGCUGACCCGGCGGAGGGAGCGGCGGCCGGUACGGUCUCUCCCCACCAGAAGGAGGGAGCGGAGACGGUGGCCGUGGAAGGUGGCUGCGAGGGGGCAAACGAUGAGGACGAGUGCUCGGCGAGGAGGACGCUCGCCGCGCACACCGACUACAUCUACACCCAGGAGCAUCACAACUAAUCCUGGCGUGCGUGCGUGCAUGCAUGCAGCGGAGCUCCGGAGUACAUCUACACCCAGGACCCAGGAGCAUCACAACUGAUGCAAUAAUGUCACAGGUUAUAUAUUUUUUCCGAAUAAUGUCGUAGGUUAUAUGGAAAUUUCCUAAGAAACAGACCAGUUCUCAAUCAGGAAAAAACUCUGGAGUUCUAAUAAACAGGUCCUUCCUGUCAUGAUUCAUACCGAUAACUUGGAGCUCGAGUUCCUCGCGAUUUACAACAGCAUACAAAAUUUCUGCUGAUCUCGAUUUAAAGUUUGAAUUUUUUUGAUCAAACAGUCUGUACGAUCGACGCUCUUGCCAACAGA
Phragmites australis (common reed) is the source of this 698-nucleotide messenger RNA. RefSeq names its product phytosulfokines 4-like. The record is from RefSeq and is a predicted model, not a curated record. Gene Ontology annotation, biological process: cell population proliferation. The transcript is spliced from 2 exons. Gene Ontology annotation, molecular function: growth factor activity. Lineage: Eukaryota; Viridiplantae; Streptophyta; Magnoliopsida; Poales; Poaceae. Bases 93 to 356 code for a protein of 87 amino acids. Gene Ontology annotation, cellular component: extracellular region.